AUGUAUCCUUGCGCACGGAAGGAGCGCAGUCUUCCCACCCAAUGGAUCUAUCACCCGCUGAUGGGCGCAUCCUCCACUGAGGGCGGUCUUGUCAUCGACCUCAGCCGCUACUUCAAACACGCCCGCGUCGACCCUGAGCGAAAAAUUGGCUAUGUUGGCGGCGGACCGAUCUGGGAGAACGUCGACAAGGCCACAAUUGAGCAUGGCCGCGGUAUGGUCAACCACAUUGGCGCAGCUGGGCAGAGGCUAUCCCUGUGUUACGGACUCACCCUCGGCAACGUCCUCGAAGCCACCGUUGUUCUCGCUGAUGGAUUGGUCGUAAAGGCGAGCAAGUCAAAGAACAACGAUCUAUUAUGGGCAUUCGCGCUCAAGGCGCUGACUGAGGUCACUUCCAGUGUGGGGUGGUGGGACGACCCGGGCAACAAGUCCCCGCAGAUCCAGACAGCGGUUGUCGGGCCCAACGGCAAGCCUGUCAUGCUCGUCAUCUUCUUCUAUAACGGCCCGAGGAAGCUCUUUGACAUCGGUCCCAUCGAUGAUCAAGUGAGGGAAAUCCCAUAUGAGGUCGCCAACGCGCUGCAGGUGCCAACCCGGUCGCAUAUCACGGUCAUGGUGUCUAUUAGCAAAGUGUUGCGCAUUGCAAGCCCGAAUACCGUGCUCAAGGCGUUAGACCGUGUCGCCGAGCUCAUCGCCAGGCCUGGCCCGAACCCGAUGGUCCCGUUUGAGUGCUUCCCGCUCCACCAGAUCACUGCCAAACACAGCGAGGAAACCCCGUUCCGCCACGUCGCCGCCCCGUUCAUGCUCGUCAACGCGCUUUGGGUCGAGGAUACGCCGGAAAACUUGAAGCGCGGUCGCGAGAUGGUGUACGAGCUCAUUGGCCUUAUCAAGAGAUCAAACCCGCAGCUCUCCGUGGAGCAGCAGGCCGGGUACGCAAAUCAAGACGAUGAAACGGUGUCAAAGGACGCCGCGGACAAGGCGAGGCUCGUGUUUGGCAAGCACUAUGCGCACCUGCAGGAGGUCAAAAAGAAGUACGACCCCGACCAGGUUUACCACCAGUGGGUCCCCAUCAUACCCGCUCCGUAG
Messenger RNA from Fomitopsis serialis, 1080 nucleotides. RefSeq lists its product as uncharacterized. Gene Ontology annotation, molecular function: oxidoreductase activity; flavin adenine dinucleotide binding. Lineage: Eukaryota; Fungi; Basidiomycota; Agaricomycetes; Polyporales; Fomitopsidaceae. The record is from RefSeq and is a predicted model, not a curated record. The transcript has 7 exons. The coding region runs from base 1 to 1080 and encodes 359 amino acids.